Gossypium raimondii (Peruvian cotton) is the source of this 1148-nucleotide messenger RNA. RefSeq lists its product as uncharacterized. NCBI's taxonomy places the organism in Eukaryota, Viridiplantae, Streptophyta, Magnoliopsida, Malvales, Malvaceae. The record is from RefSeq and is a predicted model, not a curated record. The coding region runs from base 314 to 703 and encodes 129 amino acids. The transcript has 4 exons.
AUCAAUUUAUUCUUUGUUAUCAUCUUCGAAUUUUAUUUUAAUUUAACGGAUUUAUUUACUCUUAAAAAAUGUUUAUAGAGAAGAGAAUAAUGAGGCGAUUACACAAUCAAAGAAUAUGCUAUUAUUUGCAGUAUAUUUUAAGUUAAUGUAAUUUUUUUUAUUUCUUUACCAACAAAAAAGUUCAGACGUUAUCUGUCGUCGAUCUUAAACUCCGAUGUUGUUACGAGCCACCAUUUAAAAGACUCUCAAAGUGAAGGAGAAAGUCAAAUUCUUCCCAACAGUUCAAGAAAAGCAGAGUUUAUUCAGUAAAAGAAUGGUAGGAAGAGAGAGGAGAAUAUUCGUGGGAUUGGCGGUGGCUAUGUUUUUGGGCAUAACAGUUUAUUUUAGGCUCUGGAUGAUUGACUACUCCGUCUCUUCUCAUGAUACUGAGUUGCUAAGAAGACAGUUUGAUCUUGCAAACAAGGAGGCAAUGGAUGAAUCUGCAGAGUGGAGGCUGAGAUUUGAUGAAGAGGCAGACAAGGCUUCGAAGUGUGCCAAGGAACUAGAAAAGAUUAAGGAGUCCAUUGUGAAGAAGGAAGAUUCCAUUAGUUUUAACAAUAAACUGGCGCUGCUGCAAAAGGAAAAUGCUGCUUUACUCGAGCGGGUUGAAACGUUAAAAAAUAAGCUUGAGGAUGAGAAAAUGAGGUGUCGUCAUUUGCAAUAGAGAAACCGAUAAAAACUUGUGGGAACUGGGGCUGAUCAUAGCUUCACUGAGCUGAUUUCAUUGCUUGCAAAGCUGCAAAUAAGUUGUUCAUGGUUCAUGGUUCAUGGUCCAUGGUCCAUUUUGUUUGGCAAGGAUCAAUCUGUAGCUUCUUGGAUGGUUUAGGCCUAAAUUUUCUUGUAAUUAGUCAAACCGUUGGAACAUAGAUAAUUGUCUUUCUCCACUUAGAAUGUGGGUUAAUAUCAAAAAGAAAAAAUGUUUCCUUGUAGCAAUGGUUGGUUUACAUGUUCGAGUUGCAGAAACAGUUUUUGGUGCAAAUAAUGCAUGGUGAAGGCUGCGUGUAUCAUAAAUGACCCUCCCCAUCCCUUUAAGAAAAAGGGUAUACCUUUUUUCUUUUUUUGUAUUUUUCAUUCAUUUCUUGAUAAACUAUGAGAUUGUUACUUGUCAA